AUGGCUGUUGAGAGGGCUCAUCUCAGAAACUGGGCUGGUCGUAUUUUUUCCCAUUUUUUCUGCUUGCCAACGCCUCUAUCGGCUCGAAUUCGUAUAAAGCAAAGUUCUUCGGAAACUAAGACGACGUAUAGCAUUUGCUCUAAAUGGAAACAGGUUGACAGCUGUCGGAACGAUUUCUUGGUCAUGAAUCAGGAAUACUCGAUUUUCUUUCGGAACAGAUUUGAAGCACCACAGCUUUUGUAUUCCUCUUUCGGAACAGUGACAUCUUUUAGCUCUUGUUUCCCGUACACAGGGAAGUCUGAAACUCUUUUGUGGGACAUUGAGCAGGAUCCGCUGCGUGUCGUUUUUGUUGAAUAUACUCCUUCAAGCAGUGUGUCAGGUGAUUCAGAGGCAAUAAAGGCUUCGUCGGCUAUUUCUGGGACAUUUGUUUAUGUGUUUUGUUCAAAGAGUGGAAAAAAAUUAAAAACAAUCAAAUUGCCAACUGAAAAUGCUAAAAGUUUACCCGCAGCUCAUGGGAAGGUGUAUAGGUCGGGCGAUUCGUCAGUACCAUUUGCGUCUUGCCGAUUUUGUCCUACAAAUCCCAAUAAAAUAAUAUAUUUAGCAGAAUAUUCCCGCAUCGUUGGCGACAAAGAUCCUUCUGAAUCGGUUACCAAAAGUAUUCCCGAAAGAUCUCCUUUCAUAUUUGAGGAAAACUGGGGUGAGGGUUUGAGUAAUACCUUACGUCCAGUUGUUUGUCUUCUUGACCUGGAGACAGAGGAAGUUGUUUGCACUCAGUCCUGCUUAGAACAACUCGUUCCAGAAGCAAAGCACUGGUCCAUUGACGACCCUCAUUACACUCCCAAUGGUAAUGGAAUCGUUUUCGUUGCCUACGAUAACAAUCCAUAUCGACUUGGAUUGAAAUACUGUUAUCAACGAGUAGCUCGAUUAAUGUAUUGGGAUUUUGAGACAUCAACACUGCAAUGUCUCAGCCAUGACAAUCAUGCUGUACGGUGGCCGCGUUUUUCUCCUGAUGGGUUGAAACUGAUUUGGUUUGAAAUACCGGCUGGUGGACCGCAUGGGCAGUGUUUUGCGAUGAUAGCUCAAAAUUGGCCUCCAGACCAGUCUGAACCCGAGGUAAUUAUUCCUCUUGUUGCUAUGGUGAAAGAUCGGUCUGAAUUCCCAGGUCUUUAUCUUUGCGCUGGGGUUCCUGAAAGAUGCUGGACAGCUGAUAGCAAAGGAGUCGUUUUGUCAACCAUCUGGGGCGCGGAAAAGGCUCUCAUCCAUGUAGAUUUGGAUUCAGGCCCGUCGGAUCGAAUUUCUCGUUUUUCAUCGCCUCUAGCUAAUUUGGAAAAGGGUGGUGGGUACGGAACUGUCACACUAAUGGACGUAAAUGAUGAUGUACUAGUUGUGGAUGUUAGUUCGCCGGCUGUCCCCAAUUUCCUCGCCUUUGCAAAAGUUUCAAAUGGAAGCGUUGCUAAAACAAACUGGCUCAGCCUUAGUCUAACUGGCGAUGAUCAGCCCAUAGUGCCUUGUUUGAAGGGGCUCGAGUGGAAAGUGCUCGAACAUACAGCUAAAACAGAGGACACACGUUUCGGUGUCACGCGCUUUGAGUCUAUUCUCGUUUAUCCUCUACUAGACUCUUCUUCGUUGCAAUUUUGCAGAGGUUCCCAUUUCACGAAUCGGGAGGUUACUUGGGAGAACACUCGCGGCUUAAUCGUUCUUCCUCAUGGCGGUCCCCAUUCCGCUUUUACGGCCGAAUGGUUGCCACUAUUAACCUCUUAUAUCGCUGCAGGCUUUGCCUGUCUUCUUGUCAACUACCGUGGUUCUGUCGGGUAUGGCAACUCCAGUAUCUAUUCACUUCCCGGUAAAUGUGGCGUCAUCGAUGUGGCCGACUGUGUUCAAGCGACUGAAGAGGCCCUCUGUGAUUUGGGCAAGCCUGAUCUGCCGUGUGUUUUGCUUGGAGGCUCCCACGGCGGCUUUUUGGUACUACAUUUGGCGGGUCGCUACGCGUCGCUCUACCGUGCCGUAGUGGCUCGUAACCCAGUGACAAAUCUGGUGAGCAUGCUCAGUACCACCGACAUCCCCGACUGGUGUUGGACUGAGGCGGGCAUUGGGCUUGACAACGCGGUUGCCGAUCCCCAGCAUCCUGACCACCUCUGUCGUGAUUGCACCUUCGCCUCUAAUUUCUGUCCCACUGAUCCCAACCACCUGACUCGUCUUGUCACCUGCUCCCCAAUCACCCAUAUCUCGUCUGAAUGGUCCGUUCCAAUUCUUAUGUGUAUUGGUGCAAAAGACCAACGAGUACCGAAUGAACAGGGGACCUCCUUCAUGCGUGCGCUGCGAGCCCACUUAGGUGAAAGGGCGGGAGAGACAAUGUGUCAAACUCUGUGUUUCCCCACCGAGGGGCAUCCCAUUCAGAGUCCCGCAGCCUCUAAGGAUAAUUUUGUGAGAGCCGUCGAGUGGUACUAUCAAGCUCUCGGGCUUCUCAAAGCGUAA
Echinococcus granulosus is the source of this 2475-nucleotide messenger RNA. Its product is annotated as Acylamino-acid-releasing enzyme. Gene Ontology annotation, molecular function: serine-type endopeptidase activity. The coding region runs from base 1 to 2475 and encodes 824 amino acids. Gene Ontology annotation, biological process: proteolysis. The record is from RefSeq and is a predicted model, not a curated record. The transcript has 8 exons. Lineage: Eukaryota; Metazoa; Platyhelminthes; Cestoda; Cyclophyllidea; Taeniidae.